Molecule: messenger RNA, 912 nt
Organism: Bipolaris zeicola 26-R-13
Lineage: Eukaryota; Fungi; Ascomycota; Dothideomycetes; Pleosporales; Pleosporaceae
Exons: 2
Biological process (GO): translation
Molecular function (GO): structural constituent of ribosome
Source: RefSeq, a predicted model, not a curated record
AGUAGUGUAUACUCUUACAAUAAAUCCUACUUAAAAUCUUUAAUAAGUAAAGAUGCAGUAUUAAAUACAUUACUUAGAAGUUAUUGUAAUAUGUUACAAGAUAAAAUAAAAAUUCUCUUUAAACGUAGACGUGAUAACAAGAUUCGUUAUUCAGCAAAUAAAAUCUAUGCAAGUAGAGCUGAGCUAAAACAUACUAACACUAAACUUUUUAUUACGUUGUAUUUAUACAAUAAACAAAAAUCAUCUAUUGAAUACUUCCUAGUAAAUUUAAGAAGAAAAUACCUUAAAUUAAGUAAUAUACCUACUUAUAACAUUAGACUUUUAAAAAAAUUAGUUAGAUUACAAAAAAUAUUAUUUAAUUCAUUAAAAUUGCUUAAUUUUAAUAAAUCUAAAUUUAAUAGCUUAAACCUAAACUUAAGAAAUUUUGGUUUAAUUAGUUUAAUUGAAAAAUUGUAUAACAAAAAGGUAGAAAUUAAUUUAGUUGAAUUAAGAUCUAUACAUUUAAACAGUGACGUUUUUUCAUCAGCAGUAGCUCUAAAAUUAAGAGAUAGGAAAAAUAAAGCAGUAAGAGUUUUAAGAAAAGCUAUCUUACAAAUGGUAAGAAUACCUGAUUUACAUACACUUAUAACAUUCGAUGAUAAUAUUGAAGCAAUGAAUAAAAACAAUAUUAUAAACACUAUAAAACAACAAGUAGUAAGUGGUGUAAGAUUUGAAGCAUCAGGUAGAUUAACAAGACGUUUAACAGCUAUGAGAGCAGUAUUUAAGUAUAGAUAUGCAGGUAGCUUAAAAAACAUACGUUCCUCAUUUAAUAAUAAAUCAUCUACUAUGCUAAGAGGUUACGCUAAAUCUAAUGUACAGUAUACCCUUAUUAAUUCUAAGACAAGAAAUGGUACUUUUGGGUUAAAGGGUUGA